Messenger RNA from Striga hermonthica, 915 nucleotides. NCBI's taxonomy places the organism in Eukaryota, Viridiplantae, Streptophyta, Magnoliopsida, Lamiales, Orobanchaceae. The record is from the annotation of a GenBank genome assembly.
AUGGGAACCAGCGGUCCAUCUCCUCAGCUCAAUCGGUUUCUCCUCCUAUGCCUUUACCUUUUAAUGUGGACGGCGUCCUUAGCUUUUCAAUCCGACGAGCUCCUAAUAGACGAUGAAGAGUUCGGGCUCGAGGGCGGCCGAUCUCCCGACCCGCCAGUAGCAACCCGACCAGUUUCAACUCCUCCAGCGUAUCGCAAGAGGUCGGUCGAUUCGGGUUCGGAUCCGGACUCUAGAAUUCAAUUCACCCUCGAACACGCUUUUGGGGAUUCCGAUUUCACACCCGCCGGAACAUUUUGGGCUCGCCUCAAAACGUCGUCGCACGGCGGUCAGACACUUACAAAGCUUCGAUUCUCGAGAAAUGUCUUCAGUGAGACAGAGAAGGAGAAUUUCAAGAGACUCAUGGAAGGAGACGACUUCUAUAAAAUAAGACUGCCUUCCAAUGUUUUAAGUGCACCUGGAAGAGAGUAUAUAGUCUCAUCUGUGAAGGCGAGAUGUCUCUCACCACGGGAAGCAUUGGACGAGCAUUUUGUUAUUCACAUGGAAGGUGUGAAUAUCUUAGCUGUUAAUUAUGGUCCUCCAGGAUCGUGUCCGUAUCCCCGUCAACUGAAGCCUCCCACAAAGUGGACUUUCAAGUCACAUACGGUGUUGAAGAGCAGUGAUCAGGCUCCUAGCAGAACACCAAUCUUCACAGAAGAAGCUAUUGGCGAAAACAUAGAAGGCGAAGAACCUAAGCCGCCAGAAAGGUCCUUUUGGGCUAAAUAUUGGAUGUACUUGAUCCCUCUCGGCCUCAUUGUCAUGAAUGCCAUGACUCAGGCCAUGAACAUGCCCGAGGAACAGGGUAAUGGGCAACCAGGCACACAAACACAGCAAGCAAUUGCUGGUCGUGGUCAGGCUGCUGCUGUGAGAAGAAGAUGA